AUGUGCUCGGGGUGGCCUGGACACACUACACCACUCCAGGCACCUACAGAUCCAGUGGGAGCUCUGGGUCAGGCAGAGCUAGGGAGUGCUGUGAAUUCCACCCUUGCCGCUCCUGCCGCCCCUGCUGCCCCUGCUGCCCCUGCUACCGCCCCUGCUGCCCCUGCUACCGCCCCUGCUGCCCCUGCUGCCCCUGCUACCGCCCCUGCUGCCCCUGCUACCGCCCCUGCUGCCCCUGCUACCGCCCCUGCUGCCCCUCCUGCCCCUCCUACCGCCCCUGCUGCCCCUCCUGCCCCUGCUGCCCCUGCUACCGCCCCUGCUGCCCCUGCUGCCCCUGCUACCGCCCCUGCUGCCCCUGCUGCCCCUGCUACCGCCCCUGCUGCCCCUGCUACCGCCCCUGCUGCCCCUGCUGCCCCUGCUACCGCCCCUGCUGCCCCUGCUGCCCCUGCUACCGCCCCUGCUGCCCCUGCUACCGCCCCUGCUGCCCCUGCUACCGCCCCUGCUGCCCCUCCUGCCCCUCCUACCGCCCCUGCUGCCCCUCCUGCCCCUGCUGCCCCUGCUACCGCCCCUGCUGCCCCUGCUGCCCCUGCUGCCCCUGCUACCGCCCUUGCUGCCCCUCCUGCCGCCCCUGCUGCCCCUCCUACCGCCCCUGCUGCCCCUCCUGCCCCUGCUGCCCCUGCUACCGCCCCUGCUGCCCCUGCUGCCCCUGCUACCGCCCUUGCUGCCCCUCCUGCCGCCCCUGCUGCCCCUCCUACCGCCCCUGCUGCCCCUCCUGCCCCAUCUGCUGUGCUGCCACUGCCGCCUCUGCCGCCGCCCUCCCAGGCGAGGCCCCGCACCCCCCCGCCGGCGUCCUCGCCGUUGCCAGGACACGGCUCCACCAAUCGGUUGCCGCGUUGUUGGACGGCCUCGGCCCUGCGCGCUGAUUGGCUGCGCCGGCGGCCCGCCCGCCCUUCCGCUUCCGCUCAUGCUUUGCUCCCCUUGCAUCAUUCCACGGGCCUCCGCGGCUGCCGGGCGCCCGCAGGGGGCCGCGGUGACGGGGGGGGCGGCGCGGGCCCGGGUCUGGCUGCGCCUGGGGCCCACUCCCCCUCGGGCCCUUCCUCGGCACCCGGCCGCGGUCCCGGCGCUGCGCAUGGACCGGGCCCCUCCCCGUGGAGGGGUUCAGUCGCGCCGUCCCCCGGGUUCCGGGGUCCCCGCUCUGACAGGCGGCCUGGCACCACGGCCCUGGUCAGAGGUCUACCCCCCCCCCCAAGUCAGGGUGCCCCCGGGUGUAACCUUCGGUCUAGAGGCCCCCCCCGGAAGGCUGGAGUUCAAGUCCUGCCCGGCCCCCCCCAGGCUAGCCGCUUUCCCGCUGCUUGCCUCAGUUUCCUCUUGUGUAAAGUGGGGUUAAUGAGAGCGCCCCCCCGGGUGGCGGAGGCCGGGGCCGCUGCCAUCCCCCUGCUCACCCCCAGACCCCCCGCGGCCUGUGCGGAGCAGGACUCGCACUCGGGCCCGACGGCUCUGCAGACACUUUACUCUCUUCCCUCCCGGAGGGUCGGGCGAGCUCCCCCGUUGUGCCCGGCCCCGGGCGGGGGCCCCGCGCUUCCUGGACGCUGUGUGGUCAGUGCGGCUGUCCAGGCUCGAGGAGGGGCCCAGAGGAAGGCGGUGAUGUAUGCGUGGGGGCUGCGCCUACCCGGCGGCCCCCACAGCCCGGUCACCGCGACAGGCCCCACGGGGCGGCCCGGCCGGGGGCUGGUCAGGCUGGUCAUCCGGCAGCCCGGCCGGGGGGGGGGGGGUCAUCCGGCGGCCGUGGUCCCACCCAUGGGGGCUGGCGCAGCCAUGGGGGGAGAGGGAGAUCUCGUUGUAAGGUUUAAAUACGGGGCAGCUGUUUGCAAAGGGCUUUCUGCUCAGGAGCACGCUCAUUUUACAGAGGCGCUGGGAAACGUCGGGCAGCAUCUGAACCCAGGUCUUGCUGGCUCUAUGCCCGGCUCUGGGCCACGCUGCUUCCUGAAUUUAAGCCGCAGCUGGUCAGUGACAGGAGAUGUCACCCCUAGGGAAGCGGUUCUGUUCGGCACAGUCCUUGGGCUCUUGGCAGGGUCCGGGAAUACAGUGAUUGUGAGGGCCCCACGUGGCAUGUGUGUUCUGCUCCCUUUGGCUCGCGUUCCUGGCCAGCCAGCCAUGGAAUCGAUCUGCCGGACUGAGACUCUGGCUCCUCUGUCCGUGCUGAACCCCCACUGA
Molecule: messenger RNA, 2211 nt
Organism: Dromiciops gliroides (monito del monte)
Lineage: Eukaryota; Metazoa; Chordata; Mammalia; Microbiotheria; Microbiotheriidae
Product: vegetative cell wall protein gp1-like
Exons: 5
Coding region: 1-2211 (736 amino acids)
Source: RefSeq, a predicted model, not a curated record